AUGUGGAGUGACGACAACGAAAGUAUUGGCUUGAGGUGGCUUGAGAAGGUCUCAAAGCUAGGCAAAAGUGUUCACAACACUGUGCGAAAGACGACAGUCCUCGAUGGCAUGAGUGAAUUCAACUGGGCCAUCCCGCAGGACGGUCGCGGGUCCGUCAACACCAUCAACCUUCGCUCGCUGACCGAUGAAAGUGUAGCCGUCAUGGCGAAAUACGUUGAGAGCAUGCCUAGGCAUAUUGGCAACGGUUUCGCGAUUCACGUGGCUCCUAAGCCCUCAGAAACAAGUCUUCAAAAUUCUGUGUUUGCGGCGACGGAAUCUCACUAUAUGUUGGAGCUUCUCGCUACACCGCGUUCGGAGGAGGGCCUGGAAGAGUCGCGGAGCUGGGAGACGGACUUUUUACGCGCACUCUUGCAAACAGAUUCCAAGAAUAUUCUUCCGACCACAUAUAUCAACCACACUCCGCCAGGCCGGACCACGCUGAAGCAAAUUUACGGAGCAAACUUUCCGUUUGUCAUGUGUCUCAAGCAGAAGUAUGACCCGAAGGACGUUUUUAACCUGGCUGUACCUUUUUCAUACAUCUCCCCCACAGAUACGCAGGACAUGCCAGGAGUAAAUGUGGCAUAG
Molecule: messenger RNA, 624 nt
Organism: Phaeoacremonium minimum UCRPA7
Lineage: Eukaryota; Fungi; Ascomycota; Sordariomycetes; Togniniales; Togniniaceae
Product: putative d-lactate dehydrogenase protein
Exons: 1
Coding region: 1-624 (207 amino acids)
Molecular function (GO): flavin adenine dinucleotide binding; oxidoreductase activity
Source: RefSeq, a predicted model, not a curated record